AUGUCUGGAAUCGGUAAUAUGGGCAAGCAUGCACUCAGAGUAGCAAAGAACUACACAAAGGGCUACUCUGAUACUCAAACAAAAGUCAGAACAGCCACCUCUAAUGACCCCUGGGGCCCAUCUGGCACUCAGAUGAAUGAAAUCGCCACAUUGACUUUCAAUCAACAAGACUUCAUCGAGAUCAUGGAAAUGUUGGAUAAACGAUUGAACGAUAAAGGCAAGAAUUGGAGACAUGUCUUCAAAGCUCUCACCUUACUUGAUUACCUUCUCCACGGCGGAAGCGAGAACGUCGUACUCUAUUUCCGUGAAAACGUGUACAUCAUCAAAACACUCAAAGAAUUUCAAUAUAUUGACGAAUAUGGGAAGGAUCAAGGCGCCAAUGGCAAGUCAAAGGCUAAGGAUAUCUCAAAUCUUCUGUCCGAUGAAUCUCGUCUACGAGAAGAAAGAAGGACAAGAGCUCACAUGCGAGAUCGAAUGGUCGGCCGCCGAAAUAGCUAUGACGAUGAUAACGAUAUGCCUCGUCGAGCGAGGAGUGUACCACCCACUCGUCAUCCAAAUAACAUGGAAGACUCCGAACUUCAACGUGCCCUCGAACUUUCUAAAUUAACUGCGGCUCAGGAGGCCGAACGAAAUAAGAAGGUACCUACGGACCCGGAACUAGAGGAGGCGAUGCGUCUGAGUCGAGAGGAGGAAGCCAGGAGACUCCAGAACCAGCCCGAUCCGAAUGCCCUGGCCUUAUUCGAUGAUGGUCACGAAUUACAUAACAAUAACGCCAACCAGAUCGACUUGAUCGACACCUCAAUUCCUAUCCAACAAACUGGCUAUCAACCUCAAUUUGCUUCCUUCAACCCAUAUGCCCAACAACAAGAAGAAUACAUGCGACAACAACAACAGAUUGCGAUCCGAGUCGGUGACUGA
Messenger RNA from Puccinia graminis f. sp. tritici CRL 75-36-700-3, 918 nucleotides. RefSeq lists its product as uncharacterized. Gene Ontology annotation, biological process: actin filament organization; endocytosis. Gene Ontology annotation, molecular function: clathrin binding; phospholipid binding. Bases 1 to 918 code for a protein of 305 amino acids. The record is from RefSeq and is a predicted model, not a curated record. The transcript is spliced from 8 exons. Gene Ontology annotation, cellular component: plasma membrane; clathrin vesicle coat; endosome. Lineage: Eukaryota; Fungi; Basidiomycota; Pucciniomycetes; Pucciniales; Pucciniaceae.